Molecule: messenger RNA, 1988 nt
Organism: Nelumbo nucifera (sacred lotus)
Lineage: Eukaryota; Viridiplantae; Streptophyta; Magnoliopsida; Proteales; Nelumbonaceae
Source: RefSeq, a predicted model, not a curated record
UUGCAUUUAAUGAACCAUAUAUGCCCUCGUCUCUUCACAAAAGCCACAACAUAGUUUAACCAAAGCGUAAAGGGUAAUCAUGUCUUUCCACAUUACUUGCUCGUCUUCUCUUCUCCUCUCCUCUCCUCUCCUCUCCUCUCCGCACAAAGUUGAAACGAAGAAGACUUUCGGUGAAAACGGAGUUGCAGGCAGAAUAUCAACAUAGAGAGAGAUAAAAAUAGAUAGCGUAAAAGAAAGGAAGACUCGGCAAUGGCCAUGACUGCUCCUCGCCUUUACCUACGCACCACGGCGCAAAUUAUCAAGCAGUCCUCUGCAUCCUUUCUCUCCAGCCUUUACGUAUUCCUCUUCCUCUCUCUCCUCCUCUUCUCCUUCCGUACUGUUGUCGAGAACGGCACCCUUCUCGUCACUUCCUUCAUCGAUCGGGAUCCUUCCUUGAAGGCAUUACUUUCACGCCUUGAUCUCUCCGGCCAGAAUGUACGAUCUCCGGAAAGUUUCAGAUCUCCGACCGCCUUGACCCGUCGGCGCCGCCCGUUCCUUCAUUUGAGCCGCGUUGGCACUCUUGAGGAUGAUUUCUUCUCCGGCGAUGACGACGAUGAUCGGGGUUUGUUUGGACUUGCUCCUCCAGAUCCUGUGAAUGGUAGUGUUGUGAAUCUGAGCCAUUUCUUCCGGAGCGAAGGGAAACUAGGGUUUUUGGAUUCGGAGAAGGGUUAUGGGAUUACGUUUUCGGAGAUUGUUGGUUCAGGAUUUCUGUUCAAGGCGGAGGGUUUCUCCUUGACUGAUGAUGCUGAUGGCGAUGGUAGCAGUGAGAUGAAUGAAGCAGCGGUUGGAGAAAAGGGGGAGGAAGGGGAUCGGCCUACGGAUUUUAAACUAUUAACUAAGGGUUUGGAAUUCGGUCGCCGGGACGCGGCGACUUUGUUUUUCCUGGUCAGUUUCUUGUCGGCAGCAUAUGGUUGGGUGAUUCUAGGGUUCUUGAUAACACAUUCUUGCCUUCUUGGUGUCGUUUUUUAUGCUGUGGUUAACGACCAUUUGAGGAAGUAUCGUUCGUUUGUGAGGACGAUUUGGGCUGGCUCGUGGCUAGGAAUCAGGAGGAUUUCUGGAUUUGUGCUCAUGAAAUGGGCUGUCAGAGAUGCGCUGACGCAACUCCUCGGUCUGUGGUACUUCGGUGAAAUUGAAGACCAGUACUCGUUUUUUAAGUUGUUUGUGCGAUUGAAAUUGAUGCCAUUGUCCAUCUCUUCUCCUUGGAUCCGUGGAUUUGAGACAGAGAUCUCGGGGUUUCUGUCUACGUGGUUUUUCUUGGAUGUGUUUGUAGCUUUUGUGUUCGCAGUGGACUGCUGGGUUGCAGUUAUGGAUACAAGGAGGAGUGGGAGGGAAGUCAUUAAGGAAGGGUGUUACUUGAUAUCUACAAUGUUGACACACUCAGUUAACUUAAAAUGCUUGGAAAUCCUCUUUGUGUCUGUUCUGAGAUGGGUUGUGGCUCGAUUUUUUGGGGAAUUGUUUGCUUCAUUUUUCCAAUCGAUUGUAGAAGUCUAUUUUAUGGUAGCUUGGUUAAUUUUAUACUUUGCUGCUAGGUGCAAGGUUGCCAAUUCAGAUGGAAGGACGUUUGGCCUGGGAGACUUGGAGGAUUAUAUUAGUGGUCUCAGAUGAUUGUGGCUGUGACAGGGUGACAGUUCACUUGGAAGCUCCGAAUGCAUCUGUAAAAUAUUGGUGACCUUUUGAUGCUUUAGGUAUUCUUGUUUAGCGCAGUUGGUGUGGAUUGAUUUCUGCCAAUUUUUUUGGUGUAUUCACCAAGCCUUCUGCCUUGUAUGUACCUUAUCAGUGAGUAUAUGAAGUUGUGUAUAUUUCCACGGGAAGGCUUUUUUGUAUAAAUGUUCUGUCCUGUUUUCUUGGUGAUAGUGACAUAACAAAUUGAGAAUGGUCAUGACUUACUUUGCUCAAAGCCAAUCUUCAUGAUCCUUAUAUGUUACUUUGCUCAAAGCAAUUUGGUUCUA